AUGAUUUUAUCAACUGGUGUUGUCUCAUAUUUAUGCAUCUGCCUAAUUUCACUAUUUGCCGUAACGGUGAACUCCCUGGAAUGUUAUUCGUGCAAAGACCAGGAUGGAAACAAAGAUAAAUGCAUCAAAACGUCGAAGCAGUGCGAGCAGAGCCAAGACGUCUGCUACUCCAGCAUCACCUGGAGAAUUCCGCCAUAUUGGACCCCUCGUGGCAAUCGAAUACACUACCUGUCGAAAGACUGCGACACCCAGAAGAAGUGUCAGGCCAAGCAAGAGCAACUGAAGCACAUCUGCAUCAGAGACUGGUACUUGGAUUGGCAGUGCCACGAGUGUUGUCAGGGCGAUCUCUGCAACUACUACGUAACUGUUAGUAAUGUUACUAUGUAA
This is a messenger RNA of Helobdella robusta, 387 nucleotides long. RefSeq lists its product as hypothetical. NCBI's taxonomy places the organism in Eukaryota, Metazoa, Annelida, Clitellata, Rhynchobdellida, Glossiphoniidae. The record is from RefSeq and is a predicted model, not a curated record. Bases 1 to 387 code for a protein of 128 amino acids. The transcript has 3 exons.